Pochonia chlamydosporia 170 is the source of this 306-nucleotide messenger RNA. RefSeq lists its product as hypothetical. The transcript is spliced from 2 exons. The coding region runs from base 1 to 306 and encodes 101 amino acids. The record is from RefSeq and is a predicted model, not a curated record. NCBI's taxonomy places the organism in Eukaryota, Fungi, Ascomycota, Sordariomycetes, Hypocreales, Clavicipitaceae.
AUGGACUCGCCUUUCUUUCCCCUUGUUCCUUCCACUUUGGCUUGCCCGACUUCCUUCCCCCUUCCUGUCCCCGGGCUCCCCGGUGCUUGUCAGCGGUGCCGGUGCUCGCACGUCCACUUGACGGCUGUCGGCAGGGAAAGAGCUGUCACCAGGGACGUUCUUAACUGGAAAACUCGACUGAUAUUGGCAGGAGCUGGAUUGGAAGCAUCAAAUCCAUUGGCUCAACAGUAUACAACACCUCAAGACGGGCUGCGAAAUCGGCUGAAGCUCACUCAACAUAUCCCCCCUUUCCCCUGGGCAACUUGA